CCUGCAGGCGCCCCAGGCCCAGGGCCCCGUCGGCGGCGCCGCCGGCGUCCCGGAGCGUGGUGACAUGCCCGAGUUGGUGGUGACCGCGCUGCUGGCGCCGUCGCGCCUCUCGCUGAAACUGCUGCGCGCCUUCAUGUGGUGCCUCGUGUUCUCGGCGGCGCUCAUGACCGCGGCAGUCUGGUCGGGGCGGGCGAGCAAAGAGGGAAUGGUUGAAGCCAAACCCGGAUCAGCGCCGAGGCGCAGGGCUCAACCCUCGGGAGGGGGCGUUCCCCAGACUUUAGACCUUGCCGUCCUCCAGAGCUCCGGCCUGCGUUUGCACUAUGUCUCCGCUGGACAAGGGAACGGACCCCUCAUGCUGUUUCUGCACGGCUUCCCUGAGAACUGGUUUUCCUGGCGCUACCAGCUCCGGGAGUUCCAAAGCCGCUUCCACGUCGUGGCUGUGGACCUGCGUGGCUACGGCCCCUCGGAUGCACCUCGGGACGUGGACUGCUACACCAACGACCUGCUAAUGGCGGACAUCCAAGAUAUAAUCCAGGGCCUGGGUUACUCCAAAUGCAUCCUCGUGGCCCACGACUGGGGUGCUCUCCUUGCUUGGAAUUUCUCCAUCUACUACCCAGCCCUGGUGGAGCGGAUGGUCGUGGUCAGUGGUGCCCCCAUGUCAGUGUACCAAGACUACUCCCUGCGCCACAUCGGCCAGUUCUUUCGUUCAAACUACAUGUUCCUGUUCCAGCUUCCCUGGCUGCCUGAGAAGCUGCUGUCCAUGUCUGACUUCCAGAUCCUGAAGACCACCCUCACCCACCCCAAGAGGGGCAUCCCACGCCUGACCCCCAACGAGCUCGAGGCCUUCCUUUAUAACUUCUCACAGCCUGGUGGCCUCAUCGGGCCCCUCAACUACUACCGGAACCUCUUCAGGAACUUUCCCCUGGAGCCCCAGGAGCUGGCCACACCCACACUGCUGCUGUGGGGGGAGAAGGACCCCUUCUUCCAGCCGGGGCUGGUGGGGGCCACUGGCAGCCGCUUUGUGCCAGGCCGGUUGGAGGCCCACAUCCUACCAGGUGCGGGCCAUUGGAUCCCACAGAGCAACCCCCAGGAGAUGCAUCAGUAUAUGUGGGCCUUCUUGCAAGACCUGCUGGAUUAGUGGCCCUCGAUCACCAGCCUGUCCAGGCACAUGGACACUCAAGAAUGCACAGCCACCAUCUGCAUGUACCUGGGAGUCCAUACAACAUACGUACACAGGUGGACUCUGGGGUUGGCCGCAGGCAUGGCUCUCCUGGAUGGCACCCAAAUGCAUCUGUAGGUGCCCUGAGGAGCACCGACCCCUAUGCUCAUCCAUGGGUGUGUGCACAUGUGAGCAAACACUUUGACCCUGGCAACCGGUAUGCCUCUCCUCCAUGGAGCCAGAUGCUAGGACUGAGUAUCCUACCUCUCCCCUCCCUGGGGCCCCACUCUGCUCCUUGCCAAAGCCAGGCCCCCAUGGAUGCACAGAUCGCAAACUCUGAUUUUCUGUCCUUGACUUGCACCCCCACUCUCAGAAUUCAGCUAAAUGCUCCCGUGUUCAAUAUGGUACUGCUAGCCACAUUUGACUACUUAAAUGUAAGUUAAUCAAAAUGAAAUACAAUUAAAAUGCAGUGUCUCUGU
This is a messenger RNA of Carlito syrichta (Philippine tarsier), 1638 nucleotides long. RefSeq names its product epoxide hydrolase 3 (gene EPHX3). The transcript is spliced from 7 exons. Gene Ontology annotation, molecular function: hydrolase activity. Gene Ontology annotation, cellular component: intracellular membrane-bounded organelle. The record is from RefSeq and is a predicted model, not a curated record. Bases 65 to 1138 code for a protein of 357 amino acids. Lineage: Eukaryota; Metazoa; Chordata; Mammalia; Primates; Tarsiidae.